Messenger RNA from Emiliania huxleyi CCMP1516, 906 nucleotides. RefSeq lists its product as hypothetical. Lineage: Eukaryota; Haptophyta; Isochrysidales; Noelaerhabdaceae. The transcript has 4 exons. The record is from RefSeq and is a predicted model, not a curated record. Bases 1 to 906 code for a protein of 301 amino acids.
AUGGCUCUCGCUGUGCUUCACGCGGCGAUGGGCUUUGCGCCCACCCGCGAAGGUUACACCCUCCUUACCCCCGAGGGCUACGUGGCAAGGGGCUGGGCGUCAUGGGAGGAGGUGAACGAGGCCGGGCCUGAGACGUGGCCGACAGGGCCGCCGGCCGACAUCCCCUGCAUCAAGCUCUUCACUUUCGACUUUGACGGCACAACUGAGUUCACCGACAACUUGGCGCACGCCGUGUUUGACCACGCGACCGAAGAGGAGAAGUUGACUGACCUGGUUCCCGCUUAUGAAAGGCUCAAGGCAGAGUUGGGCGGCACGGCGGCAAUCAUCAUGGCGUAUUUUGACGGUCCCGGGCGGAUUGAGUACUUCAGAAAAUACGUCGAUGAGCUCAUCGGCCAGGAGAGUCAUGUUUUCAUUCUCUCCGCGUCGUGGGAUCCGACGCCGGGGACAGUCUGGGAGGCGUACUUGUACCACGAUGUCGGCAUCCCGUUUCCGCCGGAUCGAAUCGUCGGAACGGACGAUCCCGGGCCCGGCAUCGCAGCCGACAAGGCGAACCCGGGCAUGCGAGUUGCCAGGAUGCUGGGGGUACCCAGUGCGCAGGUGAUGCACACCGAUAACAGCUUCAAGUACAACGCCCAAUUCAUCGCGGUCGGCGGGCGGCCAGCGCGUGCUAAAGUGGAGUUGAGGCUGUGCUGGCACAUUAGACCAUUCGUGAUUCGAACUCAGGCUGAGGCUCCCCGCGCUCUGGCGCGUCGGCGCGACAACGCCAUGCUCGCCCGGGCAAAGCCAGUGCCCUCUGUCGAGAUCGCGCCGUCCGUCCUCAUGCCCAUGCUCAGCUUCGGCAUCACGAUGCAGCACUCCCUCUUCCUCGCGCUUGGCGGCAGAGGGCUCGAUACGGCCUUCGACUGA